AUGUCGAGUUUCGAUCCCGUCGUCGUCAUCGAUGGCAAGGGACAUCUCCUGGGUCGCUUGGCCAGUACCGUGGCCAAGCAGCUGCUUAACGGCCAGAAAAUUGUCGUCGUCCGAUGCGAAGCUCUCAACAUCUCUGGCGAAUUCUUUCGUGCAAAACUAAAGUAUCUGGCAUACCUACGCAAGAUGACUCGUUACAAUCCCACUCGAGGAGGUCCCUUCCAUUUCCGCGCCCCUUCCCGUAUCUUCUAUAAGACGGUACGCGGUAUGAUUCCCCACAAGACCGCUCGCGGCGCUGCUGCUAUGGAACGUCUAAAGGUGUUCGAGGGUGUUCCCCCACCGUAUGACAAGAAGAAGCGCAUGGUUGUACCACAAGCGCUGAGAGUAUUGAGGCUGAAGCCGGGGAGGAAGUACUGCACUGUUGGCAGGCUGAGUCAUGAAGUUGGAUGGAAAUACAAGGACGUUGUUGAGAGAUUGGAAGAGCGGAGAAAGGUCAAAGGGGCUGCAUACUAUGAGCGCAAGAAGGCAGCGAGGAGGCAGCUGUCGGAGGCGCAAAAAAACGCGAAGGUGGAUGACAAGACCAAGGCUCAGCUUGCUGAGUUCGGCUACUAG
This is a messenger RNA of Letharia columbiana, 609 nucleotides long. RefSeq lists its product as uncharacterized. The record is from RefSeq and is a predicted model, not a curated record. Lineage: Eukaryota; Fungi; Ascomycota; Lecanoromycetes; Lecanorales; Parmeliaceae. Gene Ontology annotation, molecular function: structural constituent of ribosome; mRNA binding. Gene Ontology annotation, cellular component: cytosolic large ribosomal subunit; ribosome. The transcript is spliced from 5 exons. Gene Ontology annotation, biological process: translation; negative regulation of translation. Bases 1 to 609 code for a protein of 202 amino acids.